Messenger RNA from Sarcophilus harrisii (Tasmanian devil), 4788 nucleotides. RefSeq names its product zinc finger protein 260-like. Bases 590 to 2962 code for a protein of 790 amino acids. The transcript is spliced from 3 exons. The record is from RefSeq and is a predicted model, not a curated record. Gene Ontology annotation, biological process: regulation of transcription by RNA polymerase II. Lineage: Eukaryota; Metazoa; Chordata; Mammalia; Dasyuromorphia; Dasyuridae. Gene Ontology annotation, molecular function: DNA-binding transcription factor activity, RNA polymerase II-specific; RNA polymerase II cis-regulatory region sequence-specific DNA binding.
UGACUGUGGCCCAAGGUGGAUAUUUAUUGAUCAUUAAAGGAAUUAUGAAAAAAUGCACAGCACUGCCCCAUCUGCCACUCUUCUUUAGUUUUCGAAAAUAGCUCCUUAUAAAAUGAUGUGAUGACUUAUCAUUUCAUAAUUGUAUCCAUUUUAAUGUCUAAUAUGAUGCAUGUCAAAGGCUGUCACUUUCAUAAGCUUUUGCUUAUUUUAAGUUGAAAGAGGCUCUGAGACCAAAAAGUUUGAGACAGGCCAUCGAAAAGCAAAAUCCACCAUGACAAAGUGUCCUCUGCUCUGCCGGCACGUCCCUGACCAAUGCUCAGCCAGAGAGUUCCCUCGGAUUCCUUCUGCCGAGCGGACGUCCUGAGGGACGUUGUCCUUCAGGGUUGGUCACGGUCCAGGAGGGUUUCCAAAGUCUCCCUUGGAUGUGGGGAUCAGUGACUGGCACUCGGCAGAAUCUCCUAAGAGAUCUGGAUCUGCCCGCUGCCCCAAAGGAAAAAGCGCUGUCCAUGGUGUCUGGGAGGGCCACAUAAGGUGCCCCAUGGGUGGGUAAGACAGAGACACUUAGAGGGCUGAUCCUGGCUCAGCAAGAAUGUAUUUCCUUCAGGCCUCGGUGACCUUCUGGGACGUGGCUGUGGAUUUCACCAGGAAGGAGUGGAGGCUCCUGGAGCCGGCCCAGAGGGCCCUACACAGGGACGUGAUGCUGGAGAACUAUCAGAACCUGGUCUCUGUGGGGAUUCCUGUUUCCAGACUGGAUGUAAUUUCCCUGUUGGCAAAACAAGAAGCACAAUGGAUACCAGAAGUCCCUGGGGGGACCUGUCCAGAUUCUUCCAGUGAGGAGACCAGAUUUGAACCCAAAGAUUCAAAUUUGAUGCAGGCCAUUCGCCUGAGAGCAUCAUUUAAGAAAAGAUUGACAAAGAAUACAGUAGCUCGGCAUUCCAAGAUGAGAGUACCUGAGGCACGCAAUGUUAAUGUAGAGAAACAGGACAACCAAGAGAGACAAUCCAGACAAAUAACAAUCACUUCCAGAAAAACUUUCCAUAAUGUGAAAGUACCUCGCUGUAAUAAAUUUGGGAGAAGUUUUAAUCUGGAAUCAAAUUUUGUUGCACCAUGGAGAAGAACUAUGGGAAAAAGUCUCCAAAAAUACAAGACACUUGGAAGAAACUUCAAAGGUUUUCCCUAUUUAAUUACAAGUAAUAGAUUCUUCUUCCAGAAAGACCUCUGUAAGUAUACCAAAUGCAAAAAACCCUUCAAUUACCACUCAGAUUUAAUUAAAUUUCAUAAAAUGCCUGCUGUAGGAAGGCUAUCUGAACCUAAUGAACGUGAAAAAGUAUUUGGCAAAAGAUCAGAUGACAGUGGACAUCAGAGGGUUCGUAAUGAAGAGAAACAUUACAAAUGUAAUAAAUAUGGGAAAUUCUUCAGAGACAGAAAAGGUUCGAUUAAACAUAAUGUGAUUCAUAUUAGGAAGAAAUCUUUUUCACAUAAUCAAAGUGAGAAAGUCUUCACUGAAAAGGGACAUGUUAAUACACCACAGAGAACUCAUAAUGAAGAAAAACUCUUUAAAUGUAAUGACUGUGGGAAAGCUUUCAGUCAGAGGGGAAAUCUAAUUAGUCAUCAGAGAGCUCAUACUGGAAGGAAACCCUUUGCGUGUAGUACCUGUGGGAAAACUUUUAGCCAUAAGGGAAACCUAAUGAGUCAUCAGAGUGUCCACACUGGAGACAAACCUUUUGCAUGUAGUACAUGUGGGAAAGUCUUUGGCCAAAUGAGACAUCUUAUUAUACAUAGAAGAAAUCAUAGCGGGCGGAAACCCUUUGUUUGUAAUGAAUGUGGAAAAGCCUUUAUCAGGAGAGGGCACCUUAUUACGCAUCAGAGAAUCCAUACUGGAGAAAAACCUUUUGCCUGUAAUGAAUGUGGGAAAAAGUUCAGUGAGAGGAGAAAUCUUAUUACCCAUCAGAGAAUUCAUACUGGAGAAAAACCUUUUGCUUGUGAUGAAUGCGGAACAGGCUUCCGACAGAGAGUAAGCCUCAUCAUACAUCAGAGAACUCACACUGGAGAGAAACCUUUUGCAUGUAAUGAAUGUGGGAAAGGCUUCAGACAGAGUGGACACCUUACUACACAUCGAAGAAUUCAUACUGGACAGAAACCCUUUAAAUGCAAUGAAUGUGAAAAAACCUUCAGUGAGAGGAGAACGCUUAUUACUCAUCAGAGAAUUCAUACGGGAGAGAAACCCUUUACAUGUAAUGAAUGUGAGAAAACCUUUACUCAAAGGGCAAGUCUCAUUACUCAUCAGAGGACUCAUGCUGGAGCCAAACACUUUGAAUGUAAUGAAUGUGGGAAAGCUUUCUUUAGGAGGGGACACCUUAUUACACAUCAAAGAAGUCACACUGGAGAGAAACCCUUUGCAUGUGAUGAAUGUGAGAAAACUUUCAGUAAGAGGAGAAACCUUAUUACCCAUCAAAGAACUCAUACUGGAGAGAAACCCUUUACAUGUAAUGAAUGUGAGAAAACCUUUACUCAAAGGGCAAGCCUUAUUAGCCAUCAGAGAAGUCACACUGGAGAGAAACCUUUUACAUGUAAUGAAUGUGAGAAAAUUUUCAGUGAGAGAAGAAAUCUUAUAACUCAUCAAAGAACUCACACUGGAGAGAAACCCUUUACAUGUAAUGAAUGUGAGAAAACCUUUACCCAAAGGGCAAGCCUUAUUAGCCAUCAGAGAACUCAUACUGGAAAGAAACUGUUUCCAUGUAAUGAAUGUGGGAAAGCAUUUACCCAAAAGGCAAGCCUUAUUACUCACCAGAGAACACAUACUGGAGAGAAACCUUUUGCAUGUAAUGAAUGUGGAAGAUCGUUUACUCGAAGAGCAAAUCUUAUUACGCAUCAGAGGACCCAUGCGAGAGGAAAAUCUUUUGAAUGUAAUAACUGUGAAAAAAGCAUAGAAAACCUUUACCCAAAGGGCAAGCCUUAUUAGCCAUCAGAGAACUCAUUCCAGAGAGAAACUGUUUCCAUGUAAUUAAUGUGGGAAGUCAUUUACCCAAAAGGCAAGCCUUAUUACUCACCUAGAGAACACAUACUGGAGAGAAACCUUUUGCAUGUAAUGAAUGUGGAAAAUCAUUUACUUAAAGAGCAAACUUUAUUAUCUAUCAGAGGACCCAUGUGAGAAGAAAAUCUUUUGAAUGUAAUGAAUGAAAAAAAAAAAGUUUCAUCCUGAGGAAACAUCUUAUUGCACAUGAAAAUAUUCACUCUGAAGAGAAACUCUUUGAAUGUAACAAAUGUGGAAAAGCCUUCAGUGGGAAGGAAUGCUUUAUUAAACAUCAAAAAAGUCAAACUGGAGUGAAAUGUAUUGAAAAUGAUAAAUACAAGGUGCUUCUGAUGUCCUUGCUUAGUUCUGUACUGUUUAAUAUUUUUUAUCAAUUACUUAGUUGUUAUGCUUAUCAGGUUUGCAGAUGGCCCAAAGCCAGUAGCUGGGAGAAUAAGGAAAGGCUUCCUUCAAAAGUUGGCAUUUGGGCUAUGUUGGAGGAAUCCAAAGAAGGUAAAAGGCAGGAUGAGAACAUUUCAAGAAUUGGAGACAGUCUAGGCAAAAACAGAGGGUAGAGUAUUGUGUUCAAUGAACAGCAAGUGGCCUAUUAUGUGGGAAAGAGUAAAGGAUGAAAAAAGAAAAAGGGACCGAGUUGUGAAGAGUUUUAAAUGGCAAACCAAGGAGUUUAUUUUUAACCUUGGACAUAAGGCAUUGCUGGAUUUUAUUGAGUGUGGAGGGGAAGUAACAUCAUCUUAUCUAAGAUUUAGGAAAAAUCACUUUGGCAGCUAAGUAAAGGUUGGAUGGAAACGGUACAGAUUUGAAGCAGGGAGACCAAUUAUGAGACUAUUUCAUUUGUCCAAACAAAGGAUAAUUGAUUGGGUAGUGUUUUUUUUUUUUCUUUUUUCUUCCUUCCUGAAGAGUUAAUAAAAUUCUUUAAAAAAAGAAAAACAUUGUCCUAUCUUCAGGAACAGCUGAGUUUUAAAACUAAUCAAGUUAGUAGCUAUUGUUUUACAUUAAGUCAUCUUAAAACAUUCACACAGUAUAGUUUUCUUAGCUAAGUAAAUAUAGUCGAGUGACAAGGAGUUAGUCAACAAAUAUUUAUUACAGUAUGUGUGUGAGAGGGACAUAGACUAUUCUAGGGGAAAGGCAGUAACUCCUGGGAGUGAUCAGAAAAGGCUUCAUUUACAAGGUGGAUGGUACUUAAGCUGAGGGAUUCUGAGAGAUGGAGACCAGGAAGUACAUUCCGGACCUAAGCACAGUCAGUGCAUGGAUUGGGAAUGGAGUAUCACAUGAGAGAAUACUGAGGUGGUCAGUGUGGGUGGAUCAUUAUUCACUUGGAGGUAAAUAAGAGACUGGAAGAGUAUUUUGGGUGCAGAUUGUGAGGGACCUUAAAUGUCAAAAAGACAUUUGACUAUGAAGUUAAUAGGGAAUAUAGUGUUUUCUUAAUAGGGGAGCAGGACAGUCUUGUACUUAAAGACAGUCACUUUCGCAGGUGAAUGAAAGAUGAAUUGGAAAGGGCAGAUAUUCAAGGCAGGAACACCAAUUAGGAAAUUACUUCAGUUGCCCAGAUAGAGGUGAUGAGGGCCUGAACUGGGGUGUAAUGUAUGGGAGCGAAGAGAAGGGGGUGUAUGUUAGAUAUGUGAUGGAGAUUGAGGACAUUAUUAAAUUGAAGAAUGACAGGAUGAUGUAGUUUAUUUCAUAUAAACAUCAUUUGGUUUAAUAGGAUGUUUGCUUGGAGAAAACAUUGGGCCAAAUGAGAGCUUUCUUUAAGAACUAGA